AUCUCUCUGUUCUGUCCAGCCUGCGGAGGUGAGCAUCUUGAAUCUCCGGACAGAAAAUAUCAAGGUUUGCCCUGAAUUCGUAAAGACCGGAUGGGCUCCUCUGAGCUGGGCUGGAAGGUCGAAACUCCGCAGAGACUGAGCGCUGCUGCCAAACUGCUAAGUGCUGUUACUGAUGUUUACCAUCGUGAUGGAGCGGAGGAGUUCAGUCUCGAACAGCAAUCAGAAAGCCGUGCUGCACUGGUGGAGGAGGCUGAGAGGCUGCUGAAAAGCAGGGCUGGGACAGGAGACACGCAGGCCAGCUUCCUUCUUGGACACCUCUACUAUAAGGAGGGUCGCUAUACAGAAGCUGGGACCGUGUUUGAUAGCAUUAAGGAUGAAGAAUCUCAAGCUCUCUACCAGCUGGCUGUAAUGUACUAUGAUGGCCUUGGAACCACAGCAGAUCCAAGCAAAGCAGUGGACUACAUGAGAAGAGUGGCGGAGAGGGAUGGAGGCACUCUGAGAUACACAGCCUUAUACAACCUGGGCAGGGCCUACCUGGAGGGGUACGGAGUUCAGGCCUCCAGUGCAGAGGCAGAGCGGUACUGGCUCAUGGCAGCAGAUGAUGGAAACCCCUAUGCCAGUGUCGAAGCUCAGUGCUCUCUUGGCAUGUUCUAUUCCAGCCCUGAAACUCAAGAUCUCAAAAAGGCUUUCUUCUGGCACUCAGAGGCGUGUGGUAAUGGCAGUCUAGAGUCGCAGGGGGCACUGGGGGUGAUGUAUCUGUAUGGAUAUGGUGUAUCUAAGGACCUGCAGGCUGCUCUGUACUGCCUGAAGGAGGCUGCAGGGAGGGGUAAUGUCUAUGCCCAGGGCCACCUUGUAGCCUACUACUACUACCUAAAACUCUACACUAAAGCAGCAGUUCUAGCGAAGAGGAUCUGCCAAUGUGAAGAUAUCAGUGCCAUAGCGAAGUGCACAGGCUGUGUCCCUGAGUAUAUCAGUAAAGGCAUCACCAUCGCCCUCUUCUAUUAUGCACGCUGUCUACAGCUGGGCCGAGGUGUUCCACAGAACAGAGAGAAAGCUCAGCACUAUUACACAAAGGCAGCCCUGAUGAACCCAAAAGUGUGUAAAGACCUACAGAUGGACAUCAUUUAUGGCAGGAUUUAAUAGAUGUGUCCAGCAAUGCUUCAGUUUCUAAAGACCUUUAGAAAGGGAGUAUGAGCUGGAGUAUCAGGCAGCAUAUUUGUAACCAUUCCAUGUAAUAACUUUCUGUGAUGUAGUUUUUAGAGGCGUUAAACUUUUCAGACGCCUGGGUUCUUUUACCACCACUGUACAAUUAUCUGUCUAGAAAAGCCACCACGAUGGAGAAUUCCCAUCCACAUUCAAGUCUCUAUCCAAAAGGACAGUGAAAUUAGUUUUUAAGGGGUUAUUUUAGCUGCCCCAGCGAGGAGGGCAGUAUAACAUUUAAAACAGCUUUUAAACUGUCCACAUAAAUCGAUAUUUAACUGUAUUUAACUUGCUCUGAUAGGAAUUUUAUGUAAAUUCACAAUGCAUGUGGUGGGAAAGAUUAUCUGGCACUGAAUGGGGAAGUUGGAGGUAAGGACGGGGGUGAGCUCAGGGUUAAGAGUGUUCUUGUUUUAUUCUUAGUUCAUUUCAUUUUCAUGCAAAAGCAAAUCAUGCAACUUCUACAGUCUGUUGAGGACUUUACAUGUCAUCACAGCAACUAUAGCCAUUUUAUAUGCUAUCCAGUGAGCGUACAUGUGUCUUCUGAGGUUUUAUAUGUAAUGUUGGUAAUGGUAAA
Messenger RNA from Colossoma macropomum (tambaqui), 1774 nucleotides. RefSeq names its product LRP2 binding protein. The coding region runs from base 91 to 1140 and encodes 349 amino acids. Gene Ontology annotation, molecular function: protein binding. The record is from RefSeq and is a predicted model, not a curated record. The transcript is spliced from 9 exons. NCBI's taxonomy places the organism in Eukaryota, Metazoa, Chordata, Actinopteri, Characiformes, Serrasalmidae.